AUGAUCACAAACUUGCAAAAAUUGGAUGAAGAGCUGUCGAUUCGAGAGCAAAUAGCAAGAGCUGUAUUUCAGUCGACAUUCUCUGAGAAUAGCUUGGUAAAGUAUGGCCCUCAUAUCGGUAGCGAGUUCACUCCAUCAAGACUUUUCGGUGGUCAAAUGAUUGCUCAGUCUCACUCUGCCUUUCGACAAUUGUACCCGAACGAUGAAAUGAAUAGUCUCUCAUUCAAAUUCUUGGCGCCAGGGAGUUGUGACAAACCAAUUUCUUAUUCUGUUGAAAGACUUGGUAGUCUGGCUCGAGUGGGAGUGAUUCAAGAUAAGAAAAUGAUUGCCAUUUGUACAAUAAAAAUACGACAAAGUGUGGAUGAGUUUUCGAUUAUUGGAGUCAAACAACCUAUUGUACCGGAUCCAGAGACGAUGGAUAAAGAUCAACAGUUUUUCAAAGAACUUGGCGCCGGUCGAGAGAUCGAUCUCAAUCGUAUUUUGGAUGCUGUUCUCUUUGAGAUUUACAAAGUUGAAAUGAAUGAUCAAAGAAUGCGUCUUUGGACAAGAAUUCAUCCAAAGAUUAAAAAAUUUGUUAAUCCUGAAGAUCGAAUCGAUGUCUGUCUCAUGUACACGGAUUUCUUCACAUUUCAGGUCUGUUCCGAGCAUCUAUCCAAGUUCAACUUGUCUCUCGCUGGUGGAACAAGCCUCAGCCACAAUGUCUAUCUACAUAUGAGAUCAGAAGAUAUUGAUGUUUACGAAUAUCACCUCUUUGAAGUAACUUUUGUGGCAUUUUCAUGGAAUCGAGCCUUGCUUCGAUGUGUUCUCUACAAGCGAACUCUUGAACCAAUCAUGUCCGUUCAUCAAGAAUGUUUUAUUCAACCAAAAGUCGCAAAAAUACCCGCAAAAUUA
Molecule: messenger RNA, 891 nt
Organism: Mesorhabditis belari
Lineage: Eukaryota; Metazoa; Nematoda; Chromadorea; Rhabditida; Rhabditidae
Source: the annotation of a GenBank genome assembly